GAGAAAAUAAAAUUUGACCUCCAAAACAUAUUUACAGCACACACCAACACUUCAACUUCUUCUUCAAUAUCGGCCCAAUUGUGAUUGAAUUGAUCAAAAGAAUCAGUAUUGUAGUAUGUCAGUGCUGAAUGAAACUCCUAAAUUAAUCAAUCAUGGUCUUAAAUCAACUUCAAAGUUGAUUGAAUCAGAUACAGAAGUGGCAGUUAUUGAUUUAAAUUUAUUGGAGAAUCUUAAUACCAAUCAAUCAUUAAAUUAUAUCAAAUUAGAGAAGAAUCUUGGGACCAUUGAAAAGAGUUCUAAGCGAUUAGAAAGCUUGGAAAAGGAAUUUGCAGCAUAUUCAGGUAUUUUAAAUGAAAUUGAAAAGAAAGUAUGUAAGAUAGAAACAAUUACUAAAGAGUUGGAUCAAUGGUCAAAAGAAUUAGAAAGUAAAGUGAAGAAUACUACUUAUAGUUAGAAAUGUUCAUUUCCAUUGCUUUACUUUUGGUAUGUACUUUUGAGAUCAAUUGAAUAGAUCUUUUGAUCAGUUUAGUUUUCAAUCAACUCAAUAUUCACUUAUAAGGAACUACAAUUACUGGUGGUUUAUGAAUCAUCAUAUCAUUU
Messenger RNA from Scheffersomyces coipomensis, 600 nucleotides. RefSeq lists its product as uncharacterized. Gene Ontology annotation, molecular function: gamma-tubulin binding. The record is from RefSeq and is a predicted model, not a curated record. NCBI's taxonomy places the organism in Eukaryota, Fungi, Ascomycota, Pichiomycetes, Serinales, Debaryomycetaceae. Gene Ontology annotation, biological process: lysosome localization; endosomal transport. The transcript has 2 exons. Gene Ontology annotation, cellular component: BORC complex; gamma-tubulin complex; BLOC-1 complex. The coding region runs from base 116 to 454 and encodes 112 amino acids.